AUGGACUCUGUGAUACCUUAUCCAUGUUUUAUAGGACCAAGCAAAAUUCGAACUUUAAUAGUACCAAUUGGUAAUUGGAAAAGGAAGGAUUUUUUACAAGUUUUAGAUAAAUUUAAAGAGUUUGAUGAAAUCAGAUUAUUAGAUAUUACUCCCAUUGAUUCAACUUUAUUUAAUCCACAGGGGUUUCCUAACGGAAGGUUGUUUUAUAAUUUUAAUACUUUGAGUUAUAACAGGAAUAAUGAAUUGGAUUUAUUUCUCUAUGAUUUUGAACCAUUUAGGAAGACUUUCAUUAUUAUUGGGUUGGUUAACGAUCAUAGUGAUCCACUUGAAAAUAUCAACAUUUUAAAAGAUAAAUAUCCUACAAUAAUAUCGCAUAAUUUAAUCUAUUGUACGGCUUCAAAGGAUAAAACUUUUGAUGAUAUUAAUACUUUAAAUAACUGCUUCGUUACUAAUAUUUGGCAAUUUGAUAAUUUAGAGACAAUUUUAUGUGAUAUAGGUAGAGAUUUUUUGAUCGCAUUGAAUCGUUAUUAUUCUUCGUAUAAGCAUGUUACUUUAAGAUCUCCUGGAACAGUCGGUGGUAAUUCAAUUAAAAAGACUGUAAUAAAUAAAUAUCUAGAAAGACCUGUCUUAAAUUCUCAGUUAAUAAAUUCUUCAAAUUCUAUUAUAGAAAAUUCAACCACAUCUAAACGAUUAUCCACUUUUGAAAUUACAACAAAUAAUUUAAAACGUUCUGCAUCUAUUAAAUUGACAUCAACCUUGACAUCAUCUGAAUCCAAAGCGCAACAAAGAUCAAAGGGUAGGCAAUUGAAAAUCUUAGGUAAUUUUCAACUAUUAGCAGGUAGAUAUUUGGAUGCAUUGAAUAGCUUUACUGAAUCCAUAACAUUAUUAUACAAAGUUAGAGAUUUGUUAUGGUUGGGUUCAGCAUUGGAUGGGAUUUCAAUGACUUUUGUUCUUUUGUCUUACCUUAAUAUUUCUUUUGUUAUCCCAGAAAUAAUUGAUAUCGUAUGUUCAUUAAACAUUCAGAUAAACAAUAGUUAUAAUGAUAUUGAUAACGAUAGAAAUAGUAACAAUAAUUCUAAUUCAUAUAUUAAUACUAAAAAUAAAGGAACUCCUUCCAAGGUUUCAACACCAAGAAAUAGUGUUUCGGUGACAUCAUUGCAACUGCAAACAGCGUCACCUCGCAAUUCACUUGUAUUUAAUAACUCUAAUAAUUAUACUGGUUAUUCAAAUAAUUGUUUGACUGGUAAUAUCCCAGUAGAAGACAUUAAUUUGCCUAAGUUAAUUAAAUUAAUAAGUGAUAAAGUAUUGUAUUAUUACGAGUUGAGUCUUUCUCACAACAAUGAAUAUGUUCCACAAAUAGUCUAUUGUGAUACAUUUUUGAAAAUUUUGAUGUUUAUUGUAAAAGCUCAAAGAUCUAUUGAUCAAUUUUCGCCAUCAGUGAUUAAAAGUAUAAUCAGCAGUACAUUUAAUCCAGAUAUGUUUAGAACAAGAACCUAUAGUUUAGAGAAUUGGGAUCCUGUCCAAUUUACACCAACUGAUGUUUACUAUUAUGUAAAUCGUUUGUUCGAAUUAGAGAUUUGUACUAUGACUCUUGACUUACAAUCUGCAGUAUAUUGGACAGCAGCAGCAACUUAUAGAACACUAGGUUUGAAUAAAAAAGAAGCGUUCGUUUUAAAGUUAUUCGUUACAUCAUUAUUUAAGUCAUCACAACAUGUGAUGUGGCAUCAGGAAUUCGAGCUCUUAUUAGAUAGAAUUGUGGAUUUAUAUGGGUGUAAUAAAGUUGAGGACAACAGUUUUGACAGAAUAAGUAAAAAUAAUAAUGUUUGUUUGACUUUGCAAAAAAAUAUUUUAGAAUUAGUAAUUAAUGUGAGCAAAAGAUUAGAUAAUUUAAAAUAUGUUGUAAAAUAUUCAAUUAUACUUCUUACUCAAUAUGAAAAUGUUUUAAUGGCUGAAGAACAAAGGAGCAUUCUUCAAAACAUUAAAAGUAGUAUAGAGAAGAAUCUUGUUACAGAAUACUGGGAUAGAAACAUUUUGCAGGACAUAACAAUAAUCAGACAAGAUGCUGAUAAUAAUCAAGAAUCAUUAUUGCCAUUAAUUAGAGAGAUUCAAGAUGAUAAAAUUUCUGUAGAGAAUGAUGUUGAAUCAACAGUGAAUACAGAAGAAAUUUUUAAUCCAUUUAAAGAGGAACGGCAUAUAUCGAAGAAUAAUGAUGAACUUUCUUUCGAUACAUACCUGGUUAAUGAUAAAGUAGAGGUAUGUUUUGCUAUUCGAAAUCGUUAUAAAUUUCCAUUAUUAAUAACAAACAUAGAUUUACUAGACAAUAUAAAAGAAUUUUGCAUGUUAGGUGAGAGUAAUAUCACCAUGGAUAACUCAUUUGUUGUUGAUCCUGAAUCAACUGCUUUUAUUAAUAUUCCCUUAAUUUUUAAAAAGGAAACCAAUGGUAAGAUACUACAUAUAAGAUCUGCAUUGCUUUCUAUAUUUAAAAUGCCCAGUAAAGAAUAUGAAAUUAAUGCAAAAUAUGAUACAGAUAAAUCAGUUUCUUUGGAACAUUCCUUUAAAUUUAAAAUAUUACCUGAACAGCCAUGCUUAGGCAUUAUUAACACAUCUAGAAUGACAGAUAAUUGUAUUAUGAUGUUGGAUGGUACGAAGGGUGACUUUUACUUAAAGCUAAUAAACAAAUCAUUAAAUUGUCCAAUAAAUUAUUUGAAAUGUUACAUAGUUACGAAUGUACAAAAGAAUUUAAGUCCAGAUUAUUGGCAGAAACAACGACCGGAUGAGUUAUAUUUUUUUGAAAAACAGUUAGAACAAUUGAAAAAAAAGUGUAUAACUAUACAUAAUUUGCCCUCAAAAAUGGAACCCAAUGAGAUGUGUGAUUUGCAUUUAGAAGUAGAUCUAGGUAAUGCUCCUUCUGAUUUUUCGAACUUUGAUUUAAUUAUGGAAUAUGGGAUGAAAACUAACGAUGGUUUACACCUGUUUGUAAAAGAGUUAAGUAGUCAUUUUGAAAUAACUAUAAAAAAAUCUCUGGAAGUUUCAAAUAUUGAUAUUAUUUUAUUGAGUCAGGAUAUUAGUGAUAAAAAAGUGGAUACAGAUUGGAUACAGUAUCUUCAAAAAAAGCUUCACGAGAACACAGGUGACAAUAUGUUGAAUAUUUACGAUUAUUCUUUAUUACUGGUAGACAUUCGUAAUUCCUGGAUUGAUGGUAUAUCUUUACAAACAUUUUUUGAUGAUUUCAAAAGUAAAAAAUAUACUGUAGAAGCUCAACAUACAUUGAGAAUGAUUAUUCCUGUUCGAAGGAUUGAAGCACAAGGAGAACUAUUAUCUGAAAAGCCAAUACCUAUCAUAUUCAAGGAUAGACAAUUUAUUCAAAGUGGUCUGUCAAAAGCUGAAGAGAACACAAUGAGAACAAAGUUUUGGUGUCAAGAUUAUAUUUUACAAAGGCUGAAAUGUGAAUGGAGCUUAUGUCAUGAUGAUACAGUUAAUGGAAUAUUAAACAUAAAAAAUUACAUUUUUAACUCAAAUGGUGAUAUUGUUCCUGUCUUAUACAAGGGUGAUAAUUUGUUUUUAAUUCAAAUGAGCACAGGUAAAACCUGUGUAGAAAAAGGAAACCUUGUUUCAGUUUAUGUAUCUCUAAGUCCCAUUAAGAUAAAAGAUUUGAUGGAUAUGCCAGAUAUUGUAUCGGUAAAUUUGUUGAUUUUUGACAAUAAGACAGCAAGGCCGUUGUUAAAUCCUAAUAGGCGUGUACUGUAUAAUGGGUCUUUGAGUAAAUUUGUGGCAAGUCGUAGUGAGACAUUAUCAACUUUUGAACUUUUACCAAUUGAGCCCGGAACAUAUCGUUUAUCUGUGUGUAUUACAUCUGGUGCAGACCGCAAUACUAUUCUGCAAGAUGAUAUAUCCAUUGUUGUUAUCAACGUCACCUAA
Messenger RNA from Arxiozyma heterogenica, 3918 nucleotides. It is a transcript of the gene TRS120, whose product is annotated as TRAPPII-specific subunit TRS120. Gene Ontology annotation, cellular component: trans-Golgi network. The record is from RefSeq and is a predicted model, not a curated record. The transcript has a single exon. Lineage: Eukaryota; Fungi; Ascomycota; Saccharomycetes; Saccharomycetales; Saccharomycetaceae. The coding region runs from base 1 to 3918 and encodes 1305 amino acids.